AUGUAUUCACUAAAAAAUUACCGUUUUUGUGGAAAAUUAUUUGUUAGAAAAUAUUGUAAGUACACUAAAACCACUUCGGAUAUUGAUAGGAAGGAACUAAAGUUCUUCAUCGAAAUGGUUAUAGUUUCUGUAUUAUACGAGGUAGAAAAACGAUGUCAAAAUAUUUUGCGUAUAUUAUUAUUUAUCGUACAGAAAUAUUUUUUCAAAGGCUUUUGACUAGUUCUACACAAUUUUUGGUAUAUUAUAUUAGUGGUAAUUAUAAAUAUGGCAGGAAGCAGAUCUUAGGGUUAAAAAUAUAUUAAUACAUAUUGAUGGCAGAUAUCUUUGGAUUUUUAUCACUAAAUAUUAUGACAAUUAAAUGAUAUACAUAUUUUUCGUUUAUUUUAUUUCUUAUGGAUCAUAAUUAAUAUUUUAGAGGUUAUUGGUUCCUGUAAGACUACCAGACAGUAUCAAGUUUAUAUUGGGGAACAGACAGAAAAUUGAAUUGGGGGUCCAGGGCAGGUUGACUGAACGAAGUUAUGGGGAAACAGAAUAGCAAACUCAAACCGGAAGUACUGGAAGAUCUUAAGCAAAAUACGGAAUUCUCAGACGCUGAGAUCCAAGAGUGGUACAAGGGUUUCCUGAAAGACUGCCCGAGCGGCCACCUAUCCGUCGACGAAUUCAAGAAGAUCUACGGCAACUUCUUCCCGUACGGUGACGCUUCGAAAUUCGCCGAGCACGUUUUCCGCACAUUUGACGCCAACGGCGACGGCACCAUCGAUUUCCGGGAGUUCUUGUGCGCUCUCUCGGUCACAUCCAGGGGCAAACUCGAACAGAAACUCAAGUGGGCCUUCUCCAUGUACGAUCUCGACGGCAAUGGUUACAUAUCCAGGCAGGAGAUGCUGGAAAUAGUCACGGCAAUCUACAAAAUGGUAGGCUCCGUUAUGAAGAUGCCAGAGGACGAAAGCACGCCCGAAAAGCGCACCGACAAAAUCUUCCGACAGAUGGACCGUAACAAAGACGGCAAGCUGAGCCUCGAGGAAUUCAUAGAGGGCGCCAAGAGCGACCCCUCUAUCGUGCGACUGUUGCAGUGUGAUCCGCAAGCGCAGUAAGCGCUUCAAAAAAUUCUCACGACCCAUUGUUUUUUGUCUAUGUGCCGGUAUAUCUGUAGCGAGAAUCUACAGGAUGAGUCAAUAAGUUGGCGCUAGCAAAAUUUUUAUUUUUAUUGAUAUUUGUUUUCAAAAUUAUAUUGAUCAAUUGAUUAUCCAUCAAGUUUUGAUAUUUAUGUACAGGGGUUUCGUUAAUCAGUGGAAAUGGAAGUCUGUUAAAUGGGAAAAAGUUUUAGGAACUAGCUUAAUAAUGUUAAUUUACUAAAAAUUAAAAAGAACAUUAAUAACAAUUAUUUAUGAACUAUUCGAUUUUAAUUAUGAUAUUUUUUUAUUAGUAGGGUCACUCUCAACAGUAUAUAAACAUUCAAACGUUUUUGUUCAGUUUUUAGAAGACAGUAAUACUGAUUUUUAGUAUUUGGUUAAUAACAUUUUAUUGUAAUAAAUUUAAUUAAUCUUAAAUAAAAAUUGUUCUUUAAUAUACUCGAUUUUGACAAAAAAGAAACUGUUAUCAAUCACAAACAUUUAAAUUUGUAAUCUAAUAACAUUCUGUUGAUAUUUCAGACCCUGUAUAUUAAAAAAUAUAAUUUAAUGGUAUUUACAUUUUUGUAGUUAUUUUUAAAAUUUAAAAUUCUCCUAACUCCAUGCAUAAAUAAUGUAAUAUAUUCUGUUAAAUUCUCAUUUCAUCGAUAUUCCAGCACAUAGACCGAAAAAAACACGAACUUCUCAUACUUUUAUCGUUUUUUUUUUGUUUCGUUCUUUAGUUGUAUACAUCAACCACUCUUGUGUGAUCGCGGGGUUAACUCGGCAAUGUCCCGGUUUUUGUCAUUUGUACAAUUUUUAAUGAUGUAGCUGACGAUUUUUACUGAAACGCUAAUACUCAAAAGUGAAACUGAUGGUGGUCGCAUUUAAAACAAUGUAAUGUCAUGUUAAAAUCAAGUUAAAAAUUGAUAUCAGUAAUUUGUGUUGUUUUUAGAAUAUUGUUGGACAGUGUUAAGCAACAUCCAGUAAAUUCUAAUUUGUUUUCAUUGAAGAAUUGUUUAACUGAAUCUGGAAGAAUUCAUUAUAAUUGAAACUAUUACACACUUUCCUAUCGGGUCCCAGCUCGAUUACAAUUUUGUUUUUCCCAAACCUCCUACAUUCCGUACGUUGCUUAAAACAGACUUCUUGGUUAAAGUGAUGAUUUCUGCACUGACAUUACAGUUAACUGAGUGGUUUAAGCUCGAAAUUCCAAACAGCUGUGGAAUUUCUACUUGAGUACUAAAAAAUUGUAAAUAUUGAUUUUGCUGUAUAAAAAUAAAGAAGUGAUCCACAAAAAACGUUUCUAAAGUAGUAGUAAAAAGAAGUAAAAUUAUACGCUCGAGAGUCGUGAAGUUUUCCGAGCCCUACUUUAUAAACAUUUUUU
Messenger RNA from Psylliodes chrysocephalus, 2490 nucleotides. NCBI's taxonomy places the organism in Eukaryota, Metazoa, Arthropoda, Insecta, Coleoptera, Chrysomelidae. The record is from the annotation of a GenBank genome assembly.